AAAAUAAUUAUCGAGUACAUUUUUUUCAGAUUGACCCAGCUCCAGGUUGUGCAUGAUUUAUUUUUUAAAUGAGUCAACAGAAGACAAUUACUACAGCUAUAAUUCAAAUGCCAACAAUAUGUCAACAAUAACUCAUUUAAUUGUUGCCUCAAAAUAAUUUGUAUUCUUUUUUAUUUUCAUAGUUUCCUCUUGUUGUCUCAUUCUAGAGAACCAAACUUCAUCCAUCAGAUUUGUUUUAGAAUCUAAAUCCUAAUGCUGGAUUUGCAAAAGCACAUACAGUAGAUAACGAAACAGAUAAAUAAAUAAUUGUCUUGUAUGUUGUGUGUUAUUCUGUUCAAUCUUCUGAUAGUUUUGCAGUAAUGGAGCCUUUAUGCUGUCUGUGACACCUUUUGUUUUGGAAAACAGUCAUUAUACUGGAAAGUCUUUCCUUAGAAUCUAGACAUUACCUUUAUUUAUCACCCACACUAAAGCUGCAUCAUAUCUUUGAUACAAUGAUGCGAGUGCUGGUAUGCAAAUAAAUAAGAGUUGUAAUGUUGCGUCAUCAACAGAACAACAGAUGAUGAUUUCUGGGGCAGAUAUGAAUAUGAAUUUGCACGUCUGCUCAUUUUCAUAGAUGUGCAACAGAUGUAUGCAGCUGUUCAUGGAAAACAGACCGGCUGCUCAUUGUGAUGCUGACAUUUGCAGACAGGCCUGCUUUGUUCACAAACUCAGCACAGCUCUUCACAGCAUGCAGUCUGUAAACAAUGUGAAUAGCUCAUAAAACAAGCAAUGUGGUAUUUGUGAUGGAUUACUGUGAAAUUUGGUACGCACGUUCAUGUUCCCGUUGAUGUGAAUUGUCAUGAUUUGGUUGAUCGCUUAACUUUUUUUAUACCUGCCCAACAUGCAAGCAUUAUCAUUGUGAGCAUUAAUAUUCAGGUCAAAGCACCACGUCUUGUUGAAAAGAUAAGUAAAUAAAUAUGUCAACUUUCAAAAUGCAAACAAAAGUAAAAGCCUCUCUUGUUUACACACACUAUAGCCUAUAUUUUCCGUAUUUAACAAGUCAUAUUUUGACAUUUUUGUCGUUUUAUUCCAUCUGUGUUGCGUUUACUUGGCUGCUCUCGUUCCAUUGGCUGCUCCAUGGAAACGUCUCGAUCAGACGUUCACUGAUUGGCCACACACACCGACCUGUCCGGAAGCUGACUGGCUCACCUGGCUGUAAUGAUUUCCCACCUGUUCCGUGACUACUCUUCGUGCAGUUUCACUUCCAAGAUCAGUGCUGCUGUCGCAUUGGGAGGGAAGUGAUGGACUGACUUCUGAAUAACAGCUCUUUUAUUUUGAAUACGCACUCUGCACGACAUCUCCGAUUUCUUCCUCAAACUUAAUUCUUGGCGAACUUAACAGAAACAGCAGAGGACCGCGAGGCCCAGGUCCUGCCCUCGUCCUCUUCCUUGUGCAAUGCCGAAGAGUGACACGUGGCCAGGCGGCGUUGCCAUGGAAUCCUUGAGCAAAGUGGACAGUACCGGGAGCUGCGACAGCGUAAUCAGCAUGAACUCUGGCUAUAGUCAAGACAGUAUGGAGCACUUAUCUCCAGAAGAAAGGGCGUGCCUCAUGUAUUUUGAGGAGACGAUUGAAGCGCUGGAGGUGCAAGAGGACAGUGGAUUUUCCAAUGAUGAACCAGAUCUUGCAUUCCAGGCAGGCACGGGAGUAAAUGGCGUUCCCAGUUUAAAGUCCGAUGCGUCCGGAAAAGACCAGACAACAGAGCCUGGAUCCAGAGUGUUCUCCAUCAAAGACCGAGCGGAGCAUCACGCUCUAAGUCAGACCUUAGCACCACAGUCCUCUACUGAAUCAGCUGCUGAUGGCAAAAUCAGCCCAUCAUCUUCUCAGUUGUGUGUAUCCAAGGAUGAACAUGGGCAUCUUCAGAUUGUCCCAAUCGCCAGUCUUUGCCCCGAUCAGUCCAACGAGGCCUCUGAGAUCGAUGUGAUCCCUCCUCCCUCAGACUUCAUGGAUGAGCCAGGCCUUCCUCCACAGACACAGAAUGUAAAAGACCUUCCUCCGUCUGCAAGAAUAUACCAUGACAAGCCAGGAGCAACUGUGGACUUGGAGCAGCUACGCCAGAGAGCCUUUUCAAAGAAAACUUCAGUGACCCAGGAUCCUCUAAACCAGCCCCCAAAACUGAGUCUACCAGCCCUCAGCCCAGGUCUCCUAAUGAGUCCUCCUCCUGAAGCGGCUGAGCCCAGAAGUCCACCUGCUGUGGCCCCUAAGCCCAAGAAGCUCCCUGCCAACAUUAUUCUGAAGUCACACAAGACGGCAGUGGCCGUCUCUGAUGACAACUCGGAACAUUCGGUGCCCACUAGUAGGCUGGACCCCCAGAGGGUCCACAUUGAGGCCCUCAGAAAGCUUGGCCUGCUGCCUGCAGAGGCAGAUUCAGGCCCCGCCCUGAGCCCCAGCUUUUCUCCCAAAUCUAGAAAUUCAUGGGCAGUUCCUCUUUCUCCAAUCAGCCCAAGACCUCCACACACACCACCCAUCACGCCAUCGUACACCUCUGUCAACAGUUCCCCUCCUGCCUUCGUCCCUCUCCAGUCCCCCGCUGCUGCGUCACCAUCAGCUACCUCCACAUCUCCCGCAGUCCAGCCCGCUGAUGUUCUGCCAGCACCCACUGGUUUCAGUGACUCUGUCGGACCUCCACUGUCAGAUAACAAACCGUCUGUCGAAGAUGCUUCAGAGGCCACAGUUAAUGCACAAGUGUCCAUGCCCCCUCAUACCCCUCCUGCCCUGGUCAAGCAUCGAACCCCACCCAAGGUUGUAGGUGUCAAAUCGGCCACCCUGGAGCGCUCUGGUCUGGGUCUAAGCAGCUAUAUGGCUGGUCAAGACUCCACCGAGGCCGGCCCUGCCAGCCAGCCACGUAAAAACAGGGCGCGCCAGGCUUCUCUGGGGAAUCAGAAAGAUUUUGCAAAUGCAGGGAGAGAGGGUUCACCAGUGGGCCAAACCACCAGCAAAGAGCCUGAGUUACGGAGGUCCCUACCCCACAAUGUCUUUGAGCACUCCGCCAGAGACUCUCACAAGCUGCCUCGAUCGCAAGGAAUCAGUGUACUGAUCUGCCCUCGUGCAGAAAACGGAGGAGGCCGCCGCGAGGCCCUGAAGAAACUGGGGCUGCUCAGGGACUGAGGCGUCGAUCGUACGCCUCAUUUAAGUGCCACGGACUCCCUUAGAUUCUAUAUUUAAAGGAACACAACAGGAUUGAUGAAGGCAACACAACACUUUAGGGAAGCAGCUUAACCACAUAUUUCUGCAUUUUCGUUUUUUACUGCAUUGGGCAUGAAACCGCAUCGACUGUCAUACCCACACUUGCAUCUACUUGUUCCUCAUAUUGUGCAGCUAAAUGGGAUUUUUUUUUCUCAUAAAACUGUCAAUUAAGUACUUCUUUGAUAUUCACUGACGCUCUCUCGCUCUGGCUGUGGUUUUUAAAUUAAUAAUACUGUCACUUUUAAGAGGCAAUGAGUUCUGUCAUUUUAAUGUUUCAUGUGAUCUACAGGUAUAAACUGUUUUGAAUGUCAGUGUCUGCUUUCACAAGUUAUUUUUUUUGUUACGGUGAGACCGGUUCUCCUUUUUAGAUACUUUCAAAUGUCACUUUCCCUUUUUAGCUUUGUUGAUUUGUGUACUCAACAGCAUUGAAGCUGCACACCUCAGUGCACUUUGUCAAAACAAAAGGGUCAUAACCCAAAGGUUGGUUAAAUUAAUUCAUUUGUAGAAAGCAUUCCCUGCAUAUCUAGAACAUACUUUACU
This is a messenger RNA of Anarrhichthys ocellatus (wolf-eel), 3762 nucleotides long. Its product is annotated as specifically androgen-regulated gene protein. The transcript has 4 exons. The record is from RefSeq and is a predicted model, not a curated record. Lineage: Eukaryota; Metazoa; Chordata; Actinopteri; Perciformes; Anarhichadidae. The coding region runs from base 1435 to 3144 and encodes 569 amino acids.